AUGGACGCUCUAGAAUUACAAGCCGCCCUGGUGAAGCUCGAUCCGGCGACUACGGUGACGCCGAUCGGUACCACUGUCAAGCUGGUGCCUCAUCAUCGCGUCGCGUUCACCGUAAAUAUUGACGACGAGGGUGAUAUGACUUUGGAAGAUCCAACGCGGAACGACAACGAAAAGUCGCCUGCCGAGACGGCGACGUCGGUGUCGAGAAAGACGCCGGGGAAUUGCGCGGCCGGCCUGACGACUGGUCAUCAUCAGGGCGGCGGCCAGCAGAUGAGUGUCUCCAAGUGCGGCAUUGUCGAGGUCAGGUGACGCCAGCCACCUUGCUACGGCGUCAACAUGAUUUACCACACUUAUCCUCCGCACCGAGGCAGCAAGCACCAUGCCAAG
Messenger RNA from Trachymyrmex septentrionalis, 387 nucleotides. RefSeq lists its product as uncharacterized. The coding region runs from base 1 to 309 and encodes 102 amino acids. NCBI's taxonomy places the organism in Eukaryota, Metazoa, Arthropoda, Insecta, Hymenoptera, Formicidae. The transcript has a single exon. The record is from RefSeq and is a predicted model, not a curated record.